AUGAAAGAAUUAUUAAAAAAUCUUGUGGAUGCUGUAUGUGUGCUUCCUUUAACCGCCGGUAAACAGUCGACAAAUGACAAUACCGGAGAUGAUGGUGCUUCAGCUGGACUUGAUGGUACUGUUACUGGACCAGUUUUGUGUAUCACAGCUUUGGCAAUUCUUUGUCAAAUAUUUUCCCUUAGCUCCAAUGGCUUACAUCCAUCACACAACAGUGUACUGACAUUAAUGACCGUUUUUGUUUUCCUCAGCGUAGUAUCCUGCAUUGCAAUAUCAAUUUAUUCGCAGGCAAGACCAGACGUGCGAAGAAACACACAUGACUGGAAUAUUAGCAUUGCUCUUGAAAUCCGAUUUUACUGGUUGUUUAGCUUAGCUUGUCUGACUUAUGCCAUUAUAAACUUAUGUUUUCAUAUUGAAUGCUUUCAUAUAAAUCACCAGCGUGUAAAUGCUUCCAUAUCAAUCGCCACUGAUAUAGGAUUCUUUCUAUUUUAUUUAUUUCAGACAGGAUUUUUUACUCGAUACCUUCAUUAUAGAUUUGAGCAUCGUAUUGGUGUUUACUAUGGAUUAUUAAUAAUAGUUGUAACAAAUCUUUCCAUAUUUUGUCGUGAAUUUGCUAUCCUUUAUCACGACCCACUGUCACACUCACACUGGAAUUCUACGGUAACGGAUAACUGUCACAACAUGUCAGUUAGCACAUAUGUAAUCCUUAAGAAAUCGAAGCCUUUUUUGCACCCAGCUCUCUUCGAAUAUUCAUUACUAACAAUGAUAUUUCUUUCUAAAGUUUGGCCAAGGGAAUCUUGUAGCGACGACAUUCAAAGAGCUUCGGGAGGUUACGAAAAUGUUUAUGAGAGUAUUGACUGCGGAGAAUCGAGCCAGUUAGUACAGAGACAACGAGAUUCAAAUCAAACAGAUGUCAUCCUUUUGAGUUUGAAUACAACUUCCAGCAACGAUAUUGACAGGCGAACCCGGAAGUUUAUUAGUAUAUCUUUGGCUGUCAUUAUAAAUAUGCCAGCAGUAGUUUUACAUAUACUUAACAUUAUAAAUGAAGAAUCAAUUACGGAAUUUGCCUCUACAAUUUACAAUAUAGUCCAACAAUUCGUCAUCUUGUAUCUAAAUUUAAGAUGUUUCUAUAUGAUGAAAAGCCAGUGCGAGCUUCGAUUUCGUGAAAUACGCAGAGAACUCUACACAAGUAGAGUAAAUCAGUACAUUCUCCUUCUUAGUUCAUUUGGUAUUAUGUCCUUUUACACAGUGGUAUUAUAUGCUAGAAUAUCAAGUCUGAGCAAGGUCGAAUCAGAUACUGAUAAAAUGAAAAUAUUGCUUGAUAUCAGUCGUAUGGUUUCCACAUAUCUUCAAACAGUAUUUAUUCUGCAAAUGAAGCAUUACCAAAGGACUAUGAACAUUGAUUCCGUCAGGUCUAUCGAAUAUUUGUGUCUAUUUCUUGCAGUUGACAAUUUAUGUUCAUGGGCAAUCAAUACCUUCAUUGACUCUGACACUGUUUUAAUACAUGAUGUACCUUUCAAAUUCUUCGGACAAGAAAAAUGGUCUCAUUUGUUCAGAUUUUGGUAUCCAUUUAUUAUAUUUUAUCGUUUUAAAUGCUUUGUUGUAUUUUACAGCUUCUAUCAUUUGUUAAAAUUAUAAACACACAUAUUAUGUUAAAACUGUACUUGUCUG
Mytilus trossulus (common blue mussel) is the source of this 1668-nucleotide messenger RNA. RefSeq lists its product as uncharacterized. Gene Ontology annotation, molecular function: proton channel activity. Gene Ontology annotation, biological process: proton transmembrane transport. NCBI's taxonomy places the organism in Eukaryota, Metazoa, Mollusca, Bivalvia, Mytilida, Mytilidae. Gene Ontology annotation, cellular component: membrane. The record is from RefSeq and is a predicted model, not a curated record. The transcript has a single exon. The coding region runs from base 1 to 1635 and encodes 544 amino acids.